AUGCAUUCUCAAUCUUCUCUUUCUCCUUCGCUUCCAAUUCUCUCUCAUAUUCCUCCAACCCACGACAAACCCCAACCCAAUCCCACCAAUACUACCCUCCAUUUCAAGGACCCCAACCUCUCCCUUCUUCAGCUCUGCUCUUCCAUGCAAGAGCUCAAGCAGCUCCACGCCCGUCUCAUUAUCUCCGGCACUGCUCGCCAGACCAUUCCCCUUAGCCGCCUGCUUGCAUUUGCUGCUCUCUCCCCCAGUGGAGAUCUCCGCUACGCCCGCCUACUCUUCGACCACUCCGAAACAUCUCCGAACACCUUCAUCUGGAGCACCAUGAUCAGGGCCUAUUCCAAGAGCACUGCCCCUGAAUUGGGUUUUGAAUUUUAUAUGCUUAUGUUGGAGAGCGGCGUUGUCCCAGAGGAUUUCACGGUUCCUUUUGUACUGAAUGCUUGCGCUGAAUUUGGGGGUGUUAGAGAAGGAAGGGUCGUUCAAGGGCAGGUUCUGAAGCUUGGUCUGGAUUUGAAUGUGUUUGUGCAGAAUGCGCUUGUGAGGUUGUAUCUGUGUGUCGGGGAUUUUGGAUCUGCACACAAGGUGUUUGAUCAAAUUCCGGAGGUCCCCAGUGAGGUCGCUUGGAAUAUGUUAAUUGAUGGGUAUGGGAAAGCUGGUGAGGCUGAGUUAGCGCACCAAUUGUUUGAGAAAAUGCCAAAUAGAGGUUUGACUGCUUGGAAUUCUGUUGUUGGGGCUUAUGCUCGGUGUGGGUUACUGGAUAUUGCACGGAGGUUGUUUGAUGGAAUGCCUCGUAGGAAUAUCGUGUCUUGGAAUACAUUGAUUGGAGGUUAUGUGAGUCAUGGGGAGUUUAAGGAGGGAUUAGUGGUUUUGCAUGAGAUGCAGAGACAAAAUGUUAAGCCAGACAAGGUGACCUUGGCAUUGGUUAUUUCUGCUUGUGGGGACUUGCGAGCUAUAGAGCAGGGUAAAUGGUUACACAAUUACAUAAUUGAAUGUAAAAUUGACAUUAAUGUGUAUUUAGGGACAUCGCUUAUCCAUAUGUAUGCAAAAAUUGGCUUCAUAGAUUGUGCUCGUAAAGUUUUUGAUGAAAUGCCAACUAGAGAUGUUUUGACAUGGAAUGCCAUGAUUGGAUCGCUUGCGAUGCAUGGUCUUGGUAAUGAGGCACUUAGCCUAUUUUCCAAGAUGGAAUCGACAGGAGUUCUGCCAAAUGAGAUUACUUUUCUAGGGAUCCUAAGUGCUUGUAACCAUGCAGGGUUGGUAGAAGAGGGUCUUUGGCAUUUCAACUCAAUGACUCAAAACUACAACAUUGAGGCCACAGACAAGCAUUAUGCAUGCAUGGUGGACCUCUUUGGUAGGGCGGGGAUGUUUAAGGAGGCUGAAGAGCUUAUACAAAGUAUGCCUAGGAAGCCAGGUGCAAGUGUAUGGGGUGCUUUACUAGGUGCCUCCAAGAUUCAUGGCGAUGUAGAUAUUGGGAAGCAUGCAUGGGAACACCUUAUUGAGUUGGAACCUCAUAGUGAUGGAAGGUAUAUAGUCUUGUCAAAUGUAUAUGCAACGUCUGGGGAUUGGACACGGGCAUCUAGUGUGAGAAGGUUAAUGAAGGACAGGGGGAUAAAGAAGACUCCUGGUUGUAGUUGGAUCGAGGUCGAUGGUCGCGUUCAUGAAUUUCUAGCUGGGGAUGGAGUUCAUCCUCAGGCGUGA
This is a messenger RNA of Magnolia sinica, 1692 nucleotides long. RefSeq names its product pentatricopeptide repeat-containing protein At2g29760, chloroplastic-like. Gene Ontology annotation, biological process: RNA modification. NCBI's taxonomy places the organism in Eukaryota, Viridiplantae, Streptophyta, Magnoliopsida, Magnoliales, Magnoliaceae. Gene Ontology annotation, molecular function: protein binding; RNA binding. The coding region runs from base 1 to 1692 and encodes 563 amino acids. The record is from RefSeq and is a predicted model, not a curated record. The transcript has a single exon.